GAGCAGGGUGGACUAAGUCCACUGAUGCUGGCUAGCAUUGAGGGAAACAUCCCCAUCAUCAAGAUUCUCGUGGAGGGGAAGGCGGACCCCAACGAACUCAUGACCUGGGACAUCAAGGACGCCCAGCUCGAGGGCAACCACACGGCACUGUCCUUGGCUGCGGCCCUCUCCACGAGGUCUACCGUCUUGACCCUCCUGAACCUGAAAGCCGACCUCCACGUGCCCAAAGAUCGGCUCGGCAGCAACGCUUUGAUGACUGCGGCGCGAUUUGGAAACAACGAGGCGAUCCCCUUACUGGUCUCAG
Messenger RNA from Symbiodinium natans, 304 nucleotides. Lineage: Eukaryota; Dinophyceae; Suessiales; Symbiodiniaceae. The record is from the annotation of a GenBank genome assembly.